Molecule: messenger RNA, 492 nt
Organism: Chaetomium strumarium
Lineage: Eukaryota; Fungi; Ascomycota; Sordariomycetes; Sordariales; Chaetomiaceae
Exons: 3
Coding region: 1-492 (163 amino acids)
Source: RefSeq, a predicted model, not a curated record
AUGAAGGUCACCGCUGCUCUUGUCUCGCUGGGGCUGGCCAGCGCCGCGUUCGCGCAACAGCAAACCCUUCCCAAAUGUGCUCAAAGCUGCGCCGAUAAAUUUCUGACGGGCGGCAUUGGCAACUGCGGCAGUGACCCCAAGUGCAUCUGCGCGGACAAAGGCUUCCUGGGCGGCAUCGCCUGCUGCCUGGUGGACGUCUGCGACGCUCCGGCCCAGAGCUCGGCUGUGGCCUUUGCUGCCAGCCUCUGCAAUGGCUUUGGCGUGACCGACCUGCCGACCGCCGUCUCCUGCACCUCCACUGCUGCCUCGACGACCACGGGCUCUGCCUCCACCACUGGCUCUGGCUCGACCUCCGCGACGCAGACUGGCACCGGUGCCGCGAGCGCCGCCACCAACUCUGCCAGCACCAGCAACAACCUCGGUCCCCGCCCGACCGCCGCCGCCGGUCUCGGCGCCAUUGGCGGCAUCGUGGCUGCCGUCGCGCUUCUCUAA